UACGUGCCCGCAUCGCGGAUCAUCUGGCAACAGCUGAGUAAACGCAUCAAAGGCUGAAAAGCGCAAAUAAAAUGGCCGUUCUGUGAUUGAUUUUGUUUACGAAGUGGCCAGUUGGUUAUGUUGUUCUUCUCUUUUAGUUCGUAGCGCGUAAACAAAAGGGCCAGAACUCUUUGUGACCACCCAUGGGCAACACCGGUUCGGGCAGCAAGCGUGACCGCGCCUAUUCAACGGACACGGACACGCCAUCGUCUCCGGGCAAAGAUGACCGCGCUUUCGAGUUCACAACGGGCGGCAGCUCGUCGCGCAAGAGCCGCUUCAUCUACCAGGCCUCGCUCGACGACUCGGACGACAUCCCGAGUUUCAGGAAGGGCGGCGACUCGGACAUGCGGCCGCGCGCCUCGACGAUGGAAGGCAGCGGAGGCGGCCAGCCAAAGGCCACGCUGCCCACCGUGUUCAAGUGGGAAGGAGGCGGCAAAGACGUCUGCAUCAGCGGCACCUUCACCAACUGGAAACCCAUCCCGAUGGUCCACAGCCACGGCGACUUCGUGGUGAUCCUGGACGUGCCCGAGGGCGACCACCAGUACAAGUUCAUGGUGGACGGACAGUGGGUGCACGACCAGAACGAGCCGACCGUGGACAACGACAUGGGCACCAAGAACAACCUGAUCAACGUCAAGCAGUCCGACUUUGAGGUGUUCGAGGCACUCGCCAUGGACAGUGUGGGCUCGGGCAGCGGCACGCAGAGCGUGUCCGGCUCGCCUCCGGGCGACUACGCUCAGGAGCUGCCGCAGGCCAAGCCCUACGAGAAGGCGACGGGACCGCCCGUGCUACCGCCCCAUCUAUUGCAGGUCAUCCUCAACAAGGACACGCCGCUGCGCUGCGAGCCCACGCUUCUGCCCGAACCUAACCAUGUCAUGCUGAACCACCUGUAUGCUUUGUCCAUCAAGGACGGCGUCAUGGUGCUCAGUGCCACGCACAGGUACCGGAAGAAGUACGUCACGACGCUACUGUACAAGCCGAUUUGAAAGAAAAACCCCCGCACGGCCAGUUUUUAACUGUGUCACGUAGCCGUAUACGAAUAGCCACAGUUAUAUCGUGCCCUCCUCUGCAUUAUCGAUAAUUUUGUUUCCCCUCUGUUUUGAGACGCUUCUUUCUUUUGGGGGGGAGCUUUAGGAUGUUAUAAUUGCCACUCACUUGUUGUGUUUAUUAAAGUCUAUUCGGUUGACUUACUACCGGUGAUGCAUUCCAUGACCUGUCCUCCAGAUGCCUGACUGUUGACGAUGACUCUUGCGUUCUAUCGGGCAAUAAUGAGAUCUCAAGUAUGACAUCGCCAAUGACUGUCUGUGCAUGCAUCGCACACAUGAGCUGUUGCAAGAUGCAUGGUAACUGAGGAGCUAAAUGUGCCUGGAUGUCCGUCCUAUCCUUGCACCGUUCAAUCCGACAAGCAUUACCGUAGAUGACGUAACCAAUGGCUGUUUUACUGUAGAAAGCGUCUGAUGUGUAAACAGUUUGGUAGAUAACUUAUAUCAGUAGGUCAAAAGGUGCCAAUCGACAGCAGUGUGUUCUGGCUAAACUGAUGCAAACAGUCGAUCAAACAUAUUUCAUGCUGCAAAUACACCUGAUUGAUAUGUAUGGUACCAAACUUGCUAUGCGCCAAGCUUCCAAAGCAAGUUUACUAUUAUAUGUGCUCUGCAUGGAAUUGUGUGUGCCUGGAAUAUAAAAGCACAGCAACUAGCCUGUGCCAUUGUGGUGCUUACCGCCAGCAUUAAAUGUAAUUGUCUACAACAUUUUUAUGGCCAUAAGAGAGUUGGCCAGAGGAGUAGGUUUGGUGGCUGGUGGUAGAUGUGCAUAGACGUAACAGCAGCAUUCCUUGCAUUUCAAGUGGGUGUUCUGGAAUGUAAAUUGACAGUAUGCAUCCCUUUGCAAUGUGAGAUGACCCGCCUAAAAAAAGACUGUGCAGCCCUCCUGCUUUUCCUGAUAAAGAGAGCUUUGUUAUUCAAAA
This is a messenger RNA of Dermacentor silvarum, 2002 nucleotides long. RefSeq names its product 5'-AMP-activated protein kinase subunit beta-2 (gene alc). The coding region runs from base 183 to 1025 and encodes 280 amino acids. Gene Ontology annotation, cellular component: nucleus; cytoplasm; nucleotide-activated protein kinase complex. NCBI's taxonomy places the organism in Eukaryota, Metazoa, Arthropoda, Arachnida, Ixodida, Ixodidae. Gene Ontology annotation, biological process: signal transduction. The record is from RefSeq and is a predicted model, not a curated record. The transcript has a single exon. Gene Ontology annotation, molecular function: protein kinase binding.